Messenger RNA from Phragmites australis (common reed), 1023 nucleotides. RefSeq lists its product as uncharacterized. The transcript has a single exon. The record is from RefSeq and is a predicted model, not a curated record. Bases 279 to 863 code for a protein of 194 amino acids. Lineage: Eukaryota; Viridiplantae; Streptophyta; Magnoliopsida; Poales; Poaceae.
UACAGCUAAAAAAACUCAAUGGACACCUGAAACACGCUGGGCACCCGAUAAGUACAGGUUUAAAUGCCAGUUUUAGUCCGUGUACCAUUACAGGUUCAGAUCAGGCCGAGACUAACGGGUAUAGGAUUGAGUAUAGUUUUGCUCCACCGGAUCGACCUGACCUAUUACCAGCCCUACAGCCACCGGAGCCACUCGCCUACCAGCCAAGCCAAGAUCCUAUCCAAAACCAGAGGCGAGGCGAGGCAAGCCAAGAGGAGACGACGCACCGCCCGCGCGCUAUGAAGCGCUGGUGCGUGCACGCGCCCAGGGGAGGAGCAAUGGCGACGCUGCUCUCCAGCCCCUUCGCCCCCACCACCACCCUCCGCGCCCUGCUACUGCUUUCCCCUCCCCGCGCGGCCUCCUCCGGCCAGGACGCCGCCGCUGAACAGGAGCAGCCGCCGGCCCCAGCCACCACCAAGACGGCCACCGCGGACGACGACUUCGAGGAGCGCGUCCUGCGGAUCAAGUCCCGCGUCGGGCCCAAGAAGCGGGGCGCGCGCAAGAAGAAGGCCGCGGCCGCGUCUUCCGCCAGCGCCGUGACGCUCCCGCCGGUGCCGCUGCGGGAGGCCCGGUCGCGCCUCGGCGCACCCGUCGAGUUCGGGUUCACCGCGUACAGCGAGCGGCUCAACGGCGCGCUCGCGGCUGUGGGGCUGGCCGCGCUGCUGCUCGUGGAGCUGGGCUCGGGGCAGGCCCUGGUGAAGUACCACCAGCCCGCGACGUUGUUCCUGCAGGUGUACACCGUCGCCGCGGCCGCCGCGCUGUACGUCAAGUACGAGAAGGAGCGGAUCAGCACGUGGCCGGGACCGCCGGCGAGCGGUGAAUGAGCUCUUCCAGAAUUUUGGUUUUUGGUAGGGCAUUCCUCUUUUGUAAUCUAAAUAUAAUUUGAGUCGCUUGUGUUGCCAAAAAUACGUGUUGUGGAAACCUGAAAUUUCCUAGCCAUUUGAUUUGACAAAAGACUACAACUUUUAAUUCGUUUAACCCUUA